Peniophora sp. CBMAI 1063 is the source of this 984-nucleotide messenger RNA. The record is from the annotation of a GenBank genome assembly. Lineage: Eukaryota; Fungi; Basidiomycota; Agaricomycetes; Russulales; Peniophoraceae.
AUGCAGUCCAACUUGGACAGAGACAGUGGAUCAAGCAGGGCAUCGCUAUAUAUGGCCUACAAUACGGCCGCUACUCGGUCUUUCAUUCGCGACAAGACUGCUCUUCGAACACCUUUCCUUGGGCUUUCUGGUCCUCGACUAAUGGACGACGAAGCCCACGCGACACUAUUUCUGACGCUCAUGUUCAUCAACUCUGUCAUCGCCCGCUCGUUCAACAUCGGCACCGCGCUUGAGCGUGUACGUAGACUAGGCCUAACCGUUCAUCGCCGGACGAACUCUACAACAUCCCUCGAUCACUUCAUUAUCUCGUCGCUCGGCAAUGCAUGGAUGCCUGGUCUGCCUCCGCGAUGCAUUGCAUUGUGUACAUAUAGCGCGUUGCCUCUCCACGACAGCGACCAGGCGAUUCCCGAUCCAUUCGGGGUUGGGUGGCAACUGUCCUAUAGCGCGGUGGACCUGACGAGCCACGAGCCUGAACUGAUUGUGCCACAACAUCUCUUUACCCCUUUCGAGGGCACCAAAAGGAGCGAGAGUGCUCUUCAACGCACUGACAUGUUACUGCUGUUUUUCACGCGGUCUGAUGGCGGUGUAGGUGUGCGCGUCGCUGCGGACGCUGACUAUGAGGCUAUCCCGGACACACCCACCCGAGUUUCGGCAACUUCCCUUAAGGUCACCCUGAGACUUCUCAAUUACUCACUGGUCGAACGUCAGAUCCAACUUCGUUCUCCCAACGCUAAAGUCUCAGCGCGCCGCCUUGCCCGUCUGGUGGCUGCGAAAGUACGCAGCUGCAUUGAGCAUGCUGAGCGCGAGAACGCGACGAUCUCGCACUGGAACGACCCACGUUGGAAGUCCGGCACGACCGGUGAAUGCAUCAAGGCCGGUGAUGUCAUUCUUAUUGGCCUGAUCUUUGUGUCUCCUGGAAAGGUAACGCCUCUUUUGAGCCUUCGUUCUGAUUACAACCUUCUCGGCCCAUCUGGUUGGCCGUAA